GUGUUUUAUGAAGGAUUUACAGCUGUUUUUACAAAUCUUGGUAAGAGGGGAACAAAGGGUCCAGACUCAGUUGGCAGUCACUACACAGGUCAGGAUCAUGACGGACAAGUCACACUGUCCAACGGUAUUCAACUGUGGACUGUGCCACACACUGGUGAAUACAGAAUAGAAACAAUAGGAGCCUCAGGGGGGUACAGUGAGGACAGUGUCAUCAACGGAGGGAGAGGGGCGCGGAUGAUUGGAAACUUUAUGUUGACCAAAGGUGAGAACAUUAGUAUACUUGUUGGUCAAAGAGGGCAAAAAGCGUAUUCUAACAAAAAAACUGGCUCAGGCGGAGGAGGUACAUUUGUAGUAAGAGGAGAGAACAAGCCUUUAAUCAUAGCCGGAGGUGGAGGAGGAGUUGCAAAUAUGACAGAACAAUAUUCAGGAUGUGAUGCGUCCAUAAACACAACAGGGAAUGCAGGGUAUAACUCGCCAUUCCUGUCAGGAGGAAUGAACGGAUAUGGAGGACAAACUGAUGAACCGAAUUCUGGUAGGUGAAGAAUUUUCUAUUUAUAAAUACUGAAUUUUUUUGUUUUUCUUUUUCUUUUUCUUUUUCUUUUUUUUCGCAUUCUACUGCCAUCCAUCAAUAUUUCGAACAAAGAGGUGGUACUGGUCGCUUAAAUUUGAAUUUUUUUGAGAAUUACUAAAAGCCAUGAUCUUCUCAGUAGCUAAUGUCAACUGUAAAUCUCUUGAUUUUAGGUGGUGGCGGUGGCGGUGGCUUCUACAGUGAUGGAGAAAACACAGAUAUUUCUAAGGGAGGGGAAAGGGGAGGUAAAGGAUUUCUAGCCAAGAGAAAGGGAGAGGGGGGGGAGCAUAUCAGGGGUGGGUUUGGAGGUGGGGGUGGUUAUCGUCUAGAUAGUGAGCUACCUGGGGGAGGUGGAGGGUACUCUGGGGGAAGUGGAGGUGCGAAUAAAAAUAUUUCCUGUGGGGGAGGGGGAGGUUCUUUCAACAACGGAUCAAAUCAGCAAAAUGAAUGUUGUUAUAAUACUGCUGAACAUGGUAGAGUGAUCAUAACAUUUCUCCACUGA
Pocillopora meandrina is the source of this 1070-nucleotide messenger RNA. NCBI's taxonomy places the organism in Eukaryota, Metazoa, Cnidaria, Anthozoa, Scleractinia, Pocilloporidae. The record is from the annotation of a GenBank genome assembly.